UUGUUUUCCAAAACAAGAUACUCAACACACCAAUUUAUAAGAUAUGGGAGCUCGGUCACAGCAGGGGCAGUGGCCUCAACUGCUAUGUGCAGUGGCAUUUUGCAUCUUAGCCACUGCUGUGGUUGCCGAUGAUGAUCACUACAAGCCUUACAUUUAUGCCUCUCCACCACCACCAUAUGUGUACAAGUCACCGCCACCACCAUCUCCUUCUCCACCUCCACCAUAUGUUUACAAAUCACCUCCUCCUCCUUCACCCUCCCCACCACCACCUUAUGUCUAUAAGUCACCACCACCCCCAUCACCUUCUCCGCCUCCACCCUACAUCUACAAGUCACCUCCUCCCCCUUCACCCUCUCCUCCACCACCCUAUGUUUACAAGUCACCUCCUCCUCCUUCACCCUCUCCACCACCACCAUACGUUUAUAAAUCACCACCACCACCAUCCCCUUCUCCGCCACCACCAUAUGUUUACAAAUCUCCACCACCUCCUUCACCCUCUCCGCCACCACCUUACAUCUAUAAGUCACCACCACCACCUUCACCCUCUCCGCCACCACCUUACGUGUAUAAGUCUCCCCCACCACCAGCACAUUCUCCACCACCACCUUAUGUGUAUAAGUCACCACCUCCUCCCUCUCCUUCACCUCCUCCCCCUUAUCUCUAUAAGUCACCACCACCACCAUCACCGUCUCCACCACCUCCUUACCACUACACAUCACCUCCCCCUCCUGUGAAGUCACCCCCUCCUCCAUACUACUACAAGUCCCCACCUCCACCAUCACCGUCACCACCACCACCUUAUUAUUACAAAUCACCACCACCACCAUCUCCAUCACCUCCGCCAUACUACUACAAGUCUCCACCUCCUCCAUAUCAUUACUAAGGGUACUUCUACGCUCAUGGGCCAACAAGCACACAGUUAAUUCAUUCAAGUUGUGAGAAGAAUAAAAAGAAGUUUCUGUUUUCAAUUUCAGUAUAAUUUGUUUCGGUAUUUUUCUAUUUGAUCAUUGGUGCGUAGUUGUCUUUUGAGAAUAAAAAAUAAGAGUCCUUAUUGAGAUCCUUGAUGGAUUCAUUUGUAUGAAGUACACAAUGAAUCAUUUAUUUCAUGAAUUAAGUCAAAGCCAUAAGUUUUAAUUUU
Messenger RNA from Tripterygium wilfordii, 1138 nucleotides. RefSeq names its product extensin-2-like. The transcript has a single exon. Lineage: Eukaryota; Viridiplantae; Streptophyta; Magnoliopsida; Celastrales; Celastraceae. The record is from RefSeq and is a predicted model, not a curated record. The coding region runs from base 44 to 883 and encodes 279 amino acids.